AUCAGGCCGCCGCUCACCGUUGGUUUACGAUUCACGGAUUUGUGAGCCGCCAUCCGUGUCCGAAUGACCCUCUUUUCCUGGCAGCCGCUCGACCACCUUCAAUAAAAAAUCUUGUCACAACCACCAUAUAUUUCUGCCUGUCUUGCACCGGAAAAGAAGAAAGAAACAUGAAACAAAAUCUAGUGGAAUUAAAGGGAUUUCAUAAUCAUGCGUUGACUGUGUAUCCCGAGGAUCAUCGACAGAUCAGCAGACUGAACGAUUCAUCCAAAGAGAUUAUCCGUGACAUGAGUGAUGCUCAGGCAAAACCGGCAGCAAUUUUGGCUGCAAUUCAGGAGAAAAACCCUGUGGACAACGCUACUUGCCAACAAGUUUAUAACUAUAAAGCUCAAUUGGCGAAAAGACCGUCUGGGGGUAGAGAUGUUGCUGGCCAGCUUCUGCAUUUGGCUACCGGCAGCAACUACAUAGUUUACACAGACGUUGACCCGAACACAAAGGCGUUGACACGUGUGUUCAUGUCGCAUCCACGAGCAGCCAGUUUAUUACGGACAUAUUAUUGGUAUGUCGAUAUAGAUUCUACGUACAAAACCAACAC
Striga hermonthica is the source of this 592-nucleotide messenger RNA. NCBI's taxonomy places the organism in Eukaryota, Viridiplantae, Streptophyta, Magnoliopsida, Lamiales, Orobanchaceae. The record is from the annotation of a GenBank genome assembly.